AUGGUAAAGUUUAGCGAAGAAGAGGACCGGAAAUUAAUUCAGAUUGUUCAAACAAUGGGCACUAAUGAUUGGAAAAAAAUUGCUGCCCAUCUUAAGACAAGAAAUGCUCGGCAAUGCCGGGAGCGUUGGAAUAAUUACAUUAACCCGGAUUUAAAUGAAUCCGAAUGGACUGUUGACGAAGAUGAGCUACUAAUCAAAUUGCAAAAGGAGUACGGCACUGCUUGGAACAAAAUUGCCAAAUAUUUCGAUAAAAGAUCAGAUAAUGCUCUACGUAACAGAUGGAUGCGUCUGAAAAGGCUCCUCAAAAAUGGAUCCAAAGGCCAUCCACCAAGCAUUAAUCCUAAAAAGCACCAUUCUAGCGACACUGAGCAAUCUCCUCCACAAACCAAAGAAGUGAAAGAUAAUAUUGAAAAAAUUGUCAAUCUACUGCAGACUUCCAAUCCAGCAGAUCUUUUUGGCGAAGAAAAUCUCUUUGCCUGGUAA
This is a messenger RNA of Trichomonas vaginalis G3, 483 nucleotides long. Its product is annotated as RNA polymerase II transcription regulator recruiting protein. Lineage: Eukaryota; Parabasalia; Trichomonadida; Trichomonadidae. The transcript has a single exon. Gene Ontology annotation, cellular component: nucleus. The record is from RefSeq and is a predicted model, not a curated record. Bases 1 to 483 code for a protein of 160 amino acids. Gene Ontology annotation, molecular function: RNA polymerase II cis-regulatory region sequence-specific DNA binding; DNA-binding transcription factor activity, RNA polymerase II-specific. Gene Ontology annotation, biological process: regulation of DNA-templated transcription.